This is a messenger RNA of Pseudozyma flocculosa PF-1, 1746 nucleotides long. RefSeq lists its product as uncharacterized. The record is from RefSeq and is a predicted model, not a curated record. The coding region runs from base 1 to 1746 and encodes 581 amino acids. The transcript is spliced from 2 exons. Lineage: Eukaryota; Fungi; Basidiomycota; Ustilaginomycetes; Ustilaginales; Ustilaginaceae.
AUGGCCGAUCCCGCUGCCUCGUCGUCGGCGCCGGGCCUCACGCCUACGUCGGGUAGCGCCUCGGCGGCUCCCACCGACCGGCCCGGUCUGCCCAGCAUCCAGGUCUCCGCCUCACAACCGGGCCCGUCGAGCGGCAACGCUAGCACCGACGAACCGCGCAGUCCAGCGAGACCCUACACGCAAAGCCUCGUCGACGCCUUCGAAACGGCACUCGCCAAUCAGCUCAAGCCCCUCAACAAGCGCCUCGAUGACCUAGCCACCGAGAUGCGCACGCAGCGUCCCUCAGCCGACGAGGCAGCCCGACGCCGCGCCGCUCAAGAAGCCGCUCGAGCUGCGGUCGUUGCGGCCUUCCGCGACCAGGGCUUCUCACAGGACGAGGCUGACGCCAUGGCCGCGACAGUCGGUUCUCUUCCCAGGUCGACCGCCAGCCCAGCCCCAGUCUCCAGCGUGAUGGGCGCGACAGCUCCGGCCACGCCGCCCGCCGGCGCACAGCCGCACGCCACCUCCGCUGGCAUAAGCGGACGCUCGCAGCGUCUCGACACGAGAGACUGGGAUUCCGUCUCCCGCCGUCAACGCGAGACAGGCCCGAGCCGCCUGGACGGGCGCGACGCAGCAUACAGGCCCUCCCCUGAGGAUGACACCCGUCGCGAGCGCGACCAGGACACGCGCCCCGACCGCCGACGCGAUCGCGAUGAUGCCGACACCAACGGCAACGGCAAGCGCUUCAACAUCAAGCCCGACGAGAUCGGCACCUUCAGCGGCAAGACCGUCGCCGGCGGCCUCUCCCUCGAGUUCUGGUGCAACCGCAUCGAAGCCCUUCUCGACAGCGAGUCAUCCUACGAGUACGAGCUUGCCGUUCUGAAGGUGCUGCCCCUCUGCCUUCGCCACUCGGCGGCCCAGUGGUACAACGCACUUCGCCCGGAACGACGCCGCGAGAUCCUCCGCAGCUGGGACAAGUUCCGCAAGCUCCUCGAGAAGACGUUCGCGGGCAACCUCGACCGAGCGCGCCAGGUCGCCGAUGCCAGAGUCUGGGACCCGGCCACAGAGGACUCGACGGAGUACUUCUGGGACAAGUACUCCCUCCUUCGCGCGGCAUACCCCGACCGUUCGGAUGCAUCGCUCUGCUCUGACAUCCGCGCCGGGCUGCCGGAUUCGUUCAAGACGUUGAUCCGUACGACGCUCGCGCGCAAUCCGGAGCCCGAGAAGCUGCUGGAGGAGUGCAUCCUCUACGAGGUGCCCUGGCGCAACUCGGAGGCUCGUUUCAGCAGGCCGUCUCGCCGCAUGCAGGCUCCCGCUGGACUCGGACCAUCGACCGCGGCACCUCAGAUCUCGGCCACGGGCCUGCCGGUACCGCCGUCAACGUUCGUCCCAGCCACCUCGGUCCCACCGGUCGAGGCUCUGGUCAAAGAGCGCAGCCCUACAGCGCCGCCCGGCCGUCGAGCACCCCUCAGCGCGGACUACAAUCCCGCGAACGUCAACUACAGGAUGAAAGACGGCAAGCGCGUCAGGACGUAUCGCGUUCCGUCCGAUGGCCGCGAGAUCAUUCUCAAGAAGCCGUGCAGUCGCUGCGGCGAGGAGCACUUCGACUUUGAGCAUGACUCCCUGCAGGUCAAAGCCGAAGUGCACGCACUCGCGGACGCCGGCACUUGGACGGCAUACGGAUACCCGGUCUACAGGCCUGACUCGUAUGAGGGCUACUCCUUCUACGAGCCGGACUGGGUCGAUCUGUCGGCCGAGACGCCGUAA